AUGAGUGAACAAUCAGAAAAAAACAAUUCCAUUCAAGAAGGACACACAGAUCAUAGUUCUUCUGAGAAAAACUGUCAAAUUGGACAGAAACAACUGCAACAAAUAGAGCGGCAGUUAAAAUGCUUGGCGUUUCAAAACCCUGGCCCACAGGUAGCUGACUUUAAUCCUGAAACAAGGCAGCAGAAAAAGAAAGCACGGAUGUCAAAGAUGAAUGAGUAUUUUUCUGCAAAAUACAAAGUUAUGAGGAAGUACGACAAAAGUGGCAGGCUCGUCUGCAACGAGGCUGACCUGUGCGACUGCCUCGAGAAGAACUGCCUGGGCUGCUUCUACCCCUGCCCCAAGUGCAACUCCAACAAGUGUGGGCCUGAGUGCCGCUGCAACCGACGCUGGGUUUACGAUGCCAUCGUCACCGAGUCGGGGGAGGUCAUCAGCUCGCUGCCAUUCAAUAUUCCUGACUAGGGCUGUUAUGUACGGACACAUCUGCUUCUUCUUAUACAUUUAAGUCGACCUCUUUCUCUUGGGUGAAUUUUAGGGCUUGGGGAAAAUGUUGGAAAAACAUAUUUAGGACUCGUGUUCUCUCAAGCUGCAGAGUAAACUCGAAUGGGCAUUAAUGUCGUACCUUCUUACUGUGU
Messenger RNA from Propithecus coquereli (Coquerel's sifaka), 632 nucleotides. RefSeq names its product ADP-ribosylation factor-like 14 effector protein-like (gene ARL14EPL). Bases 1 to 459 code for a protein of 152 amino acids. Lineage: Eukaryota; Metazoa; Chordata; Mammalia; Primates; Indriidae. The record is from RefSeq and is a predicted model, not a curated record. The transcript has 3 exons.